UAGUUCACAUCUAAAGUCUUAGCGCAAAGUUUUUGAAUAAUUUCACAUAUUUCAGAGAAUCAUAUACUAAAUUCAAUUAUAAAACAUGAAGACGAUUGUGGUAUUUUCUGUUUUGUUGGCUGUUGCAUCAGCCAGUUCCUUGUAUUUGGCUCCAGCUCCUCUCUUAGUUCCAGCAGUUUCAAAUCAAUAUCAUUCACAGGACGGUAUCGGUCAGUAUGCUUACGGAUAUAACGACCAAUUGUCCUCGAAGCAGGAAACCAAAUCCCUCAAUGGAAUCACUCAAGGAUCAUACAGCUAUCUUGACUCCAACAACGUUGUCCAAACUGUUGACUAUGUUGCUGAUGCUGGUGAUUUCCGAGUUUCCGCAACCAACUUGCCAAAACCUGUAGAAGCUCCAGUCAUUCCCACUCAAGAUUUACCAAAACAAGUCGAAGAAACUUAUGAAGUUGCUGCAGCUAAAGCUGCUCAUUUCGCAGCCAUUGAAGAAGCAAAGAAACAAAAUGGUUACCAAUCAUCCGAAGUUGUAAUGCAAGCCCCCCAAGAACUGCCACGUCCAGUUGAAGACACUCCUGAAGUCGCCGCUGCCAAAUCUGCUCAUUUUGCUGCCAUUGAAGAGGCCAAGAAACAAAAAGCCGCACCAGUUGUCAUUCCCGUUUCGAUGGAGCUACCACGACCAGUCCAGGAUACACCUGAAGUUGCCAAAGCUAAAGCUGAACAUAUGAUUGCUAUCGAGCAGGUGAAACUGAGGAACUCCUAUGCCCCUUUGCCCUUAAUAGCAGCUUAUAGCGCAUUGCCCUUCCCUGGCACAGGUGGAUUCUCGUAUUCGUCAAGUAUUGGCAACUAUCCCGCUGUACAAUAUGUUCGCUACGUUUGAAUCUUAACUGGUUAACUUAUAAGGCUUGGAUCGAUUUUAAAAAUGCAAUGUUUGAAUUUCCAAUAAACUUAAAAAAUACAAAA
Molecule: messenger RNA, 957 nt
Organism: Eupeodes corollae
Lineage: Eukaryota; Metazoa; Arthropoda; Insecta; Diptera; Syrphidae
Product: cuticle protein 19.8-like
Exons: 1
Coding region: 86-874 (262 amino acids)
Cellular component (GO): chitin-based extracellular matrix
Molecular function (GO): structural constituent of chitin-based larval cuticle
Source: RefSeq, a predicted model, not a curated record